UUGCGAGGACACAUCGACGAGAUGAGGAUCAAGAGUGGUCGACCCGUUGUCUCGCUGAGACUACCAGCCCUCUUCAGAUGGUUGGUUUUGUGUAGCGCUUUAUUUUGCCUUCUCUGCAUUUCCAUGUACAAGUUCCCGGACAGGCUUCCACUUCCGCUGCAGAAAGGCAUGUGGAUGUGGCGUUCAUUUUUUCGGCCGUCUUUCACAGUCGACUACCGUGGCAACUCUUUCGUGAUGAACGGCGAGCGUAUCCGGAUUAUGUCGGGCGCCAUCCACUACUUCAGGAUUCUGCCUGACCUCUGGGAGGACCGCCUCAAGACAAUGCAGGCGUCCGGCUUGAACACGAUAGAAACCUACGUCGAGUGGAGCAGCCACGAGCCCGAGCCUGGCCAGUACGAUUUCGAAGGGCAGCAGGACCUUGUGCGCUUUCUCAAGAUCGCCCACAGACUCGGCUUCAUGGUCAUCCUCCGGCCGGGCCCCUAUUGCGCGGAACGAGACAUGGGAGGUCUUCCGUACUGGCUCCUACAAAAUGGCUCGUCGAUAAAGCUUCGGACCAUGGACGAAAAUUACAUCUACUAUGUCGAUAGAUAUCUCAUUAAAGUCUUUGAGAAGGUACGCCCACUCCUCUUCAAAAACCACGGACCAAUCAUAAUGGUACAGCUGGAAAACGAGUACGGCUCUUACGAGGCUUGCGACGGCAACUAUACGCUGCACCUGAAAAACCUCACGAUGACCCACCUCGGGCGACACGUGGUUCUGUUUACAACGGACGGCGCUUUCGACGACACAAUGAUUAAAUGUGGUCGCGUCAAAGGAACACUCACCACCGUCGACUUCGGUGCCGGUUCUGAUGUGCAAAAUGCAACCUUGGUUCGGCGGCGUUACCAACCAUCGGGCCCUUUCAUGAACUCUGAGAUGUACACUGGAUGGCUGGACAACUGGGGUCUGCCUAAGAGCCGCGUUGACACGCCUGUUCUGAUCGACACUCUCCGCCAGCUGCUCGACAUGGGCGCAUCUUUCAACCUGUACAUGUUUCAUGGUGGAACUAACUUCGGUUUUAAAUCUGGUGCCAAUGACAACGGUGCCUUCCAGCCACAGAUUACCAGCUACGACUAUGACGCGCCCCUCACCGAGGCUGGCGACACUACUGAUAAGUUCAAGGCCAUACGUGAACUUAUCGAUAAGGUUUAUCCUGGCCGAGUGACAGCACCCGUACCACGUCCGAAAAAAAAGAUGGCUCUUUAUGGCAUCACAAUGAAAAGAAUGUUUGGCCUGAAGACACUCCGGCAGCUGAUGAACCACACAGUGCAAUCGACCUACCCACUUACGUUCGAGCGAGUUGGCCACGCUUACGGCUUGAUGCUGUACGAGACCACCGCCCCCUCCAAAGUGGGGGCGUCCCCGCUUCUGAAGGUGCCCGGAAUACGGGAUCGAGGCUAUAUCUACGUCGAUGACGUGUUCAAGGCCAUCAUUUCCCGUAGCGACCAGUUGUUCGAAGCCAUCAUCGAGAUAAAAACCGGACAGAGGCUGUCCAUCCUCGUGGAGAACCAGGGCCGCAUAAACAUGGGAGCUAUCGUCGACCCCAAGGGCAUUGUAGAAAAUGUAACUAUCGAAUCCAUGGUCCUGAAAAAAUGGACGAUGCGGCCCAUCAACCUCGCCCAAGGCAGUUGGCUUCGGGACUACAGGUCACUCAAGCAGCUUGUAGACCCACGGGAGCCAGUCACGAACAAAGGAUUUGCGGUGUUCGCGGCCGAUUUCAGGCUGCCGGAAGGCAAUCGCAUCUACGACACCUUCCUUCUCAUCCAGAUGUUUAAAAAGGGUACUGCCUUUCUGAACGGCUUUAAUCUGGGCCGUUACUGGACAUCGGCGGGCCCGCAGAAAGCUCUGUACGUGCCGUCGGUGCUAUUCAGGAAGGGCGCCAACCUGCUCCUGCUGCUGGAACAAGAAGCUGUCCAGUGCAACUCCAGCCGAUCCAGGCCGUGCACAGUGGACUUUGUGUCCAGUCGACACUUCGAUGGGCCACUGCACUGGUCUGUCUAAUAAAAGGGUGCUCCCUACAGAAACCAUCGCAACAGAUUUCUUACAAAAGGUUCACAGGCAAUAAAUAUAUAUAUAUACAUUGA
Molecule: messenger RNA, 2123 nt
Organism: Rhipicephalus microplus (southern cattle tick)
Lineage: Eukaryota; Metazoa; Arthropoda; Arachnida; Ixodida; Ixodidae
Product: beta-galactosidase-like
Biological process (GO): carbohydrate metabolic process
Molecular function (GO): beta-galactosidase activity
Source: RefSeq, a predicted model, not a curated record